Molecule: messenger RNA, 570 nt
Organism: Paramecium tetraurelia
Lineage: Eukaryota; Ciliophora; Oligohymenophorea; Peniculida; Parameciidae
Exons: 2
Source: RefSeq, a predicted model, not a curated record
AUGUUAAUUCUCAAUACAACAAUGAAAAAUAGAUUAAUUACAAAUAUAAAAGAAGGGGAAACGAUGCCAGAGAGUUUAGAAUCACUAAAUUAGAAUAGGAAGCGAUCUCAUUCUUUUGAUCUACCAUUCAUAACCCUAUUAUCAGCGAACCAAUUGUCCAAAAUGUAACCAAAAUUAAAAAAUAUGCUUUUGAUACCAAACUCUUCAAAUUAUAGAAAUUCAGCACGAAAAUCGCAAAGAUCAGAAAAACCUGACAUAAUGGACGCAAUAUCGUUGGUAAGCAAUGUAGCCUCGGAAACCCCUUAAUAAAAAGCAAAUAUCAGAAGAGCUAGUUAAUAUGAUUACAUUAGCUUAAAGCAAAGAAGAUUAGACAGUUUUGCUCCUUACGUUUAUGUCAGCCAACAUUGCAGAGACAUGGCAGUAUAUAAAAAGAAAAAAUUGAAUCGAAUAAAAAUGCAAAUUUAUGAAAAGAUCAAAUGUUAAGAAGCAGUAGAAAGUAUAGAGAAGCAGAAGUUCUCUAUUGCCAUAAUAAAUCAAAAUAACGUAUCGGAGAGCCAAAACAGUUAGUGA